AUGGCGUCUUCGUCCUCUUCGACUCGCCAUUGGAUGUACGAUGUGUUUCUGAGCUUUCGAGGGCUAGACACCCGCAGAAACAUUGUUAGCCAUUUGUACUCGGCACUUUGUAACAACGGAAUCAGAACUUUUAAAGACGACCAGACGAUGGAGAAGGGAGACCCGAUUCCAGACAAACUCCUCAAAGCCAUCAAGACCUCACAGUUCGCCAUAAUUGUCAUCUCAGAAAAUUACGCUACUUCGACUUGGUGCCUGGAGGAGCUCAAGACGAUAAUGGAGCUUCGCAAGGCGAAAGGAGGCAUCAUCGUGAUUCCAAUCUUCUAUGGAGUUGACCCCAGUGACGUCCGACGCCAAGGAGGAAGUUUCGAGACUGCGUUUGCUAGCAUGGGACAACGUCCAGAAACGGCUGACAAGGUUCUCAAAUGGAGAGAAGCUCUUACUGGAGUCGCUGUUCUGCAAGGCUUCGACUCCAGGAAAUGCAUGGACGAGGCAACAAUGGUUGAAGAUGCUGUCCGAAGAAUAUCAAACCAGCUGCUCACUGAGCACACUACAGAUCAUGACGAGGAUAUUGUUGGGAUGAGCAGUCACAUGGAAUCCUUAGGUUCUCUGUUGGAAAUGGAAUCGGAUGAGGAGGUUCGUUUUGUAGGGAUUUUGGGAAUGGGAGGAGUCGGCAAAACCACCAUUGCUAAAUAUCUAUAUGGCCGGUUUGCACGUCAUUUUUCAGCUGAUUGUCGUUGUUUUGUAGAAAACGUCGGAAAUGAUUAUAGGGAGAAAGGUCUCUUGUACCUUGAGGAAAAUUUCCUCUCAAAAUUUUUCGGUGUUGAACAAACAAGGCGAUGUAAUGUUGGAUCUAUAAAGGCUAAACUCAGGCACCGAAAAGUUUUUGUUGUGCUUGAUGAUGUAGACAAAGUAGAGCAGCUACAUGGCCUGGCAAAAGACCCGAGCUGCUUUGGUCCGGGGAGCCGUAUCAUCAUAACCACACGAGACAAGGGUAUCCUCGACACCUACAGAGUGAAAACUCAUGUAUACCCAGUUAAAUGCUUGGACCAAGACGAUGCCCUCCACAUGUUUAAACAUAUUGUUUCCAAAGGAGAACCUUCUCCUGAUGGUGUGGAGCAGCUCUUGAUCAGAGCUUCUAGGCUUGCUCAUGGCCUUCCUUACGCUCUUAAAUUCUACAGUUCGGAACUCCGUUGGAAAAAGACAAAAGAGGAGUGGGAGAAAGCAGUGCUUGAAUGGGAAGAAGCUCCUCACAAGAACAUAAUGGGUACUUUGAGAAGCAUCUAUGACCGCUUAGGAACACGGGACAAGAUUGCUUUCCUUCAUGUAGCAUGUCUUUUUAAUGGAGACAGUUUGUUGCGUGCCAGUAGCCUUCUUGAUUGUGGUGAAUCUAGGAUCAGAGAUUUAGUGGAGCAGUCGCUUGUUGACAUAUCAGCUCAAGGGUGCAUACACAUGAAUGUUCUGGUAGAACAAAUAGGAAGAGAAAUCGUGCUUGAAGAAUCCGGUGGUAUCCCACAGAGACAGAGAAUUUUGUGGGAUCCUGAGCAUGUCUAUGAUGUCCUGCACGGCAACACCGGCACAGAAAGUAUUGAAGGUCUGGCACUACACAUGUGUGACAUGCGUGACGUGUUAACUUUCCAAGGCAGUGGUUUUCAGCGGAUGCAUAAUGUGAAGUUUCUCAAAUUCUACACGCACUUGGAUAAUAUCCGAUCCAAUUUGCAGCUCCUUCCACACACAGCUUCACUUCCACGCACGCUUAGGUUACUACAUUGGGAUUCAUAUCCAUUAACAACCUUGCCUUCGGACUUUUCCCCGCGCAGUCUCAUUGAUCUCAGUCUGCGUUACAGCAAUCUUCACAUCGUCUCCAACAGAAAUCUGGACCUAAGAAACUUGAAGAGACUAGAUGUGAGUGGAUCUAAGGAACUAAGAGAACUUCCAGAUCUAUCAAGGGCUAUCCAGCUAAAGGAGUUGGUUGCGGAAGGCUGCAGGAGGCUUGAGCGAAUCCUCAUGCCCAUCAAAAGACAAUAUGCUCUGACAAAACUCGAUCUAUCAAACUGUGUUAGUCUUCAGACUCUCCCGGCUUUCAUACCAGAAUGGAUUUCCCUUGCACAACAACCCAUUUAUUUCCGAUGCCAUGGCACUGGACUGACGUUUGAGAUAAAUUCACUGAAUCCUUUUGCAAGUCUCUCCAUCGAAGGUGACAUCAGAGUUAGGUUGCAGCAGUUAGUAGGAGAUGCAGAGCACCUCUCCUAUGUUUCUGAUAUUUUUGGAAAAUCACUCAAGAUCAAGCGGUCAAGCUACAUGGAAGAUUACGCUCCUUUCAGCUGUGUUAGCUUAUCAGAUUUCUCCCACUUGGCUGAGUUGAAACUCAUCAACUUGAACAUCCGUGAAGUCCCAGAUGACAUCGAUCAAUUGCAUUUGCUAGAGAAACUGGACCUUAGCGGAAAUGAUUUCAAGUGUUUACCAACAACUUUGGAUCACCUUGACAAGUUACACCACGUCCUGCUAUGCAACUAUACAAUUUACGUGAGCUCCAUCUGGAAUCACUAUCACAUCGGCUGGGCGUCACUGAGAUUUGCUGGCAUACCGGGAAAUGUCAUGUCCAGUUACUUGGAUAACCAAGCCCCUAGGCUUUCCCCUAAUCUUCUUGGUUUCACUGCAUGUAUCAAGGUUUCUUGCGAUGGAAGCUUCCAUCUCCAGUUUCCAGUCUCUUCUUAUAGUUGGAAGUGGGAAGCUGGUGGUGUAUUUCAGAUUAACCUCAGGCCAGAUAUAUAUCGUUCGACCGAGCUGGAGUCUCAAGAGUCGCUUACGUCGCAUCACCUGAUUAUCAUCCAAGUCUUAACCAGCGAAAAGAUUGGUGAAGCCAGUAGAUUUGAAUUCAAAUCAAAUCUUCAGUUUUCACAAGACUUUACGUCUCCACCCGUUGGGAUAAAAGUGUUGGAACAUAAUUGA
Molecule: messenger RNA, 2949 nt
Organism: Microthlaspi erraticum
Lineage: Eukaryota; Viridiplantae; Streptophyta; Magnoliopsida; Brassicales; Brassicaceae
Source: the annotation of a GenBank genome assembly